UAGGAAGAAGAAGAAAUGGUUGAGGAAGAGGUUCAAAAGCUCAAGGAAGAAGUGAUGAGCAUGUUUAUCAUUGCUCAAAACCCUUCCCAAAAGUUAAGUUUGAUUGAUUCAAUUCAACGCUUAGGUUUGUCUUAUCACUUUGAGAAAGAGAUUACUGAGAUCUUGCACCACAUGCAAAAGCCUUCCGUAGUUGACAAUGAUGAAAACAUUUACGAGGUUGCCCUUCGAUUUCGAUUGCUUAGACAACAAGGCUAUGCUAUCCCAACUGAGAUAUUCAACAAGUUUACAAAUGAAGAUGAAGAUUUCAAAGAAUCAAUUGUGAAAGGAAAAAGGGAAAUAAUGAGUUUGUAUGAAGCAUCACAUUGGAGAAUGAAGGGAGAGAUUAUAUUGGAUAGAGCUUUAGCAUUUACGACUACUAAGCUUGAAGAAAUGGCUAUGGAUGUUAGCUCUCCUUUUAGAGAUGAAGCUGCAUAUGCUUUGAAAUGGCCAAUCCUAAAAGCUUUGCCAAGGCUUAUCAUCAAACGCCAUAUCUCUAUCUAUGAAAUGGACCCAUUGAAGAACAAUGUUUUGCUCAAAUUCGCUAAGUUGGAUUACAAUUCUAUGCAAAAACUCUACCAAAAAGAACUAUGUGAAGUUUCGAGAUGGUGGAAGCAUCUAAAUUUACUUGAAGAACUAUCUUUUGCAAGAGAUAGGAUGGUGGAGAGUUACAUUUGGGCAUUGGGAGUUUAUUAUGAACCCAAAUAUUCUCUUGGUAGAAUAAUAUUAGCCAAAAUUGUUGCUCUUGCAACGGUUCUUGAUGAUAUGUAUGAUUUAUAUGCUACACUGGAUGAACUUCAACUAUUCACACAAGCAAUUGAAAGAUGGGAUAUGAAUUGUAUUGUGAAACUCCCAAAGUACAUGAAAAUUUUCUAUGGAGUUAUAUUAAAACUUUAUGAGGAGAUUGAAAAAGAUAUCAACAAGGACAACGUUACUAUUCCAUAUGCUAUUCACUAUGCAAAAGAAGGGAUGAAAAGGCAAUGUAGAGCUUAUUUUGCAGAAGCAAAAUGGUUUCAUGAAGGGUAUGUGCCUACAUUUGAAGAGUACAUGAAAGUAGCAACUGUGUCAACUUGUUAUUAUCUUUUUGUUCCAAUUUCAUUUGUUGGAAUGGGAGUUGCUGCUUCAAAAGAGGCUUUUGAAUGGGUUGAGAGUGACCCAAUGCUUCUUAAAGCAAGUGGAAUAAUUGGGAGGCUCAUGAAUGACGUAACUUCUCACACGUUUGAACAAGAGAGAGGUGAUGUUGGCUCAGCUGUUGAAUGUCACAUGAAACAACAUGGAUUAUCAGAAGAAGAAACCUUAGUGGAAUUGGAGAAUGAAGUGAUUAAAGCAUGGAGAGAUAUAACAGAAGAUUAUAUCAAAACUACAAACAUUUCAAAUGAAAUCCUUUUACGUGUGUUGAAUCUUGCAAGACUCUCAGAUCUAUUCUAUAAAGAAGAAGACGGUUACACAUUUGUUGAUAAGACGACAAAACAUUUCAUUGCCUCUAUCAUCGUAGAACCUUUACCAACUUAAAUGUUUUAAGCAUUACUAUAUGAGUAUUAUAUGAUGCAUAAAGUUCGUCUCAGCUUGCAAGAGUGUGUUCGAUCACAAGAGAUUCUUAAAAAGUAAUUAUGUUAUAUGCAUUGUA
Messenger RNA from Cucumis melo (muskmelon), 1663 nucleotides. RefSeq names its product (-)-germacrene D synthase-like. Gene Ontology annotation, molecular function: magnesium ion binding; terpene synthase activity. Gene Ontology annotation, biological process: diterpenoid biosynthetic process. The record is from RefSeq and is a predicted model, not a curated record. NCBI's taxonomy places the organism in Eukaryota, Viridiplantae, Streptophyta, Magnoliopsida, Cucurbitales, Cucurbitaceae.